This is a messenger RNA of Sinocyclocheilus grahami, 2878 nucleotides long. RefSeq names its product neuronal pentraxin-1-like. The coding region runs from base 367 to 2346 and encodes 659 amino acids. The record is from RefSeq and is a predicted model, not a curated record. The transcript is spliced from 6 exons. NCBI's taxonomy places the organism in Eukaryota, Metazoa, Chordata, Actinopteri, Cypriniformes, Cyprinidae.
UGACUGCAGGUGAGGGACCUUUUUAAUUCUCCAGAAAACUCAUAGGCAACUUUCUGAUGGAGCUGAUUCAAAUUUACUUCAGAAGGGAUGUGCCUGACAGAAUCUGGAAAUUAAAGGAUUACUGCUAACUGCCAAACACUGGAGAUCUGGUUUGCCAAAUAUUUCAUCAGGCCAGGGCAAAAGAGCGGUCAAGGGGUCCUACUUUUGCUCUGGUUUGUUGGCUUGUGUGUUUGUACACUGGAAUGUCUGCGUCUGAUGGAUUUAUAACCAUUCACAGUGGAAAUAACAUUCUGUGCUCACAAAAAUAUAAGCAAUGUAUUUUCUGAACAUUACUUGUGGAUUUCUAAAUCCACUGCUUGUUCUCCAAUGACCUCUUUUCAUGGUGCGCAUCCCACUGCUGUAAAGAAGAAAUCAAUGAUGACAAAAGACACAAAUUAUGCCAUUAUGGCUUUGCCUUUCUCAGAACACAUGAACUGGGGAGGGAUUUUUCGUUCCCACUUUCUUCUUUUUCUCAUAUCUUUAUUACCAUCUGUUACAGUUUGUAGCAUUCCAGGUUUGGAAUAUGACUGGGGAACGCAACCCAAACUUGUUUGCAUCCCUAUUCCUGCAGAUGCAGACCCUAGUUGUUUCACACCAGGUGGGGCUUCACAUGGGACUGUACAUGGGGCUCCACAUGGGCCAAACAGCAAUGGACACGGGAAUGGCCAUGGGAAUGGACAUCAUGGGGCAGUUAGCGGGCUGCCGAGUAGUCACAGCAGCAGUAGUAGUAGCCGACAUGGCAUAUCCGAUGAGGCCAAAGCCACCAUCCUUCACCUGAGGGAGAGCCUUGUGCGACAAAAGGAGACCAUCUUGGAUCAGCGAGAGACUAUUCGGGAACUGACAGCAAAACUGACUCUCUGCGAGAGCUUUGGAAGGGGACACCAUGAUGACAACCAUCACAGCCCUUCACAUCACAACUCUCAGCAUUCUUCACACCAUUAUGACAGCCACCAUGCUGACCCACACUUCCCUUUAAACGGGCAUCGCAGUGACCAUCACAGAGGCAAAUCUCCAUAUCUGGGCAAACACAGCUUCUCCCCAGAACAGACAGGAAAGACCCUGCAGGCCCUGAAGGAGAGGCUGGAAAAUCUUCAGGCAAGAAAUUCAUCCAGUUCCUAUUCAAGUUCAUUGAGAGACCUCCUGCAGCGCAAGAUCAACACACUGGAAGAACAGCUCCAUCAUCACUAUGGUCACCAUGACAACCAUCAUGGAUCUGGUCAUCAUGAGGAUAACCAUGACCAUGAUGACCACCUUAAUAACCACCACAAUAACCACCAUGAUGACCAUCAUGAUAACCAUGACAGCCAUCAGGCAAACCAUCAUGAUGACCAUCACUCUAGCCACCAUCGUAACCACCAUUAUGGCCAUCACUACGACCGUUACAGUGACCACCACGACGACCACCAUGGCAAUCACCAAGACAAUCAUCAAAGUGGCCAUGAUGAUCAUCAUGACAGCCACCACAACAACAACCACCAUGAUGAUCAUCAUGAUGAUGACCAUCAUGGCAAUGGACACCAUGAUGGUGGACACCAUGGAAAUGAUGAUCAUGUCCACCAUCCACAAACCUCAAUCCAACCACCGGGGUCAAGAGUGCCUGUCCGUGGAGCCAUCAGCAAAUUAGAUGCAGUGCUGAGUAACCUUCACCACAAAACUCCAGAACCAGGACCAAAUAAGAAGCCCAAGAAUCCUGAUGCUUUUCAGAUUGGCUUCCCAAUGCGCACCAACUACAUGUAUGGGCGAAUCAAGCGCACCCUUCUGAGUGAGAUUUUUGCCCUCACGGUCUGUCUUUGGUUGAAAGGGGGCUCAGGUCCUGGCAUCGGAACCCCAUUCUCCUACUCUGUCCCGGGCCAGGCCAACGAACUUGUCCUGAUUGAAUGGGGCAACAAUCCCAUGGAGCUGCUGGUGAAUGACAAGGCAGUUACUCUUCCUCUUUCUCUGACGGACAGUAAGUGGCACCACCUCUGUGUAACAUGGUCCACACGUGACGGCAUGUGGGAGGCUUAUCUGGACGGUGUGAAAAGAGGCUCUGGAGAGAAUCUGUCCCCGUGGCAUCCCAUUAAACCAGGAGGAGUCUUCAUCCUUGGACAGGAGCAGGACACUUUGGGUGGCCGUUUUGAUGCCACACAGUCUUUUGUGGGCGAGAUGUCAGAUCUGCAGCUGUGGUCCCGUGUGCUCACCUCUACCGAGAUCUACAACCAAGUGUCCUGCUCCAGCCAUCUCACGGGUGACGUCAUCACCUGGAGCGAGUCCAUGGUGGAACUUCACGGAGGUGUCACAAAGUAUCCGUUCGACCCAUGUCAUUAGGGAUCUGACCAAACAGAGCUGGAUUCUCCACACUUCUGCUUAACUUGCAGCUGGAAAGGUGGACAAUUAUGAAUCCAGAUGGAAAGGCUGAGGAGAAGGACUCAGGGUGCAGUUACUCCUGCAGGAUAAUAGGAUUCCAAGCAGGUCUACAUAGGCCCCGGGCAUUUAACUAAGCACUUUAUUAGUAAGUGUCUAAGAAUUACAUACUGCAUAUCGAUAAGCACUUAGGAUGUCAACAGACUGGUUGAACUACAUUCCGUGGUUUUGAUUCCCUUCCAAACACUAAUGGAAGAACUUCAGUAUGCUGAAUGUGCAAAAACCCUACACAACAAAAACUAAUUACAGUUGGCAUGUACUAUUACAAUAAAGCGGGACAACAUGGUCUAUAUUUAUAUCUAUAUGAUGAGAAGUGAAAUACACAUUUUAAAAAUGUUCUUUUGAUUAGACUCAUUAUUUGGUUAGACCCAUUUGUAUUCGCUCUAGGCAGCAUGGGGGCACCAGUGAGUUUUAAAGGCCUACUUCAGUGUUACAU